AUGCCAAUUGUUCAAGAAUCACCAAAAGAAGUGGAUACUGUUUUAAAAAAUCAGUCAACCAAUGCAAGCACAAACACAAACACAAAUAAACAACAAUUUCGAGAAUCACCAGAAUUUACAUUAUCAAAUGUAUUAGACGAUAUCAAACAAGGUAUAAUUGCCUUUCUUAUUAAUCCCAAAGUAACAAUUAUUGUAUAUCCUAUAAUCAUAUGUUUAAGUUCUAUAUUAACCAAAAUUGUCAUUAAUAAAAUUUCAUAUACUGAAAUUGAUUUUAUUACUUAUAUGCAACAAAUUAAAUUAAUUAAUCAAGGUAUAAUUAAAUAUAGUGAAAUUGAAGGAGAUUCAGGACCAAUUGUAUAUCCUGGUGGGUUUGUCCAAAUUUAUCAAUUUAUUCAAUGGUUAAUCAGUAGUAGUAGUAGCAGUAGUAGUAGUACUGGGGAGGAAAUAUUGUCUUAUGAUGUUAGAGAAGCACAAUAUAUUUUCAGUUAUUUAUUUACUACUAGUAUAAUUUUCAAUUGUUUGAUAUAUAUUAAUUUAAUUAAUAUCCCACCAUGGACAAUAUAUUUAUUUUUGUUGAGUAAACGAUUGGUAUCGAUUUAUGUUUUACGAUUAUUUAAUGAUUGUUGGACAACUUUAGCUAUAUUGGGAGUGAUUUUAAUAUUACAACAAGCUAGUACUAACAUCACGGAAGAUUGGUUGGUAUAUUUAUUGGUGAUAUUGGCAAGUGAUUUAUAUAGUAUUGCCAUAUCGAUAAAAAUGAAUGCAUUAUUAUAUUUUCCUGGGUUUAUCAUAAUUGUUUAUUUCUUAUUGGAUGAAAGUUUAAUUAAAUCAACAAGUGUUUUAAUAGUGAUGAUAUUUAUCCAAAUUAUAAUGGGUUGGCAAUUUUUAUUACCAUUGGAAUUGUUUAAUAAUGAUGUGGAUGUUAGAAGAAUGGCAUCGAUUAUAAGAUGGGAUUAUAUUAAUCAAGCUUUCAAUUUUAAACGAAAAUUCUUAUAUGAAUGGACCGUAAAUUGGAAAUUUUUAUCAAUUGAAACUUUCACAUCAGAUGGAUUUGCUAAAUUAUUAUUGUUAUUACAUGUUUUCACCCUCUUGGUUUUCAUUAUCACCAGAUUUUUGAAUUCUCGUAUCACAGGCAAAUCAAUCACUAGUUUAAUUUAUCAAAUUGUGUUACCAUUUUCUUCUUCUUCUUCUUCUUCUAAAUCAUCAUCAUCAUCAAAUGGUAAUAAUUCAAACUUGAUUAAAAAUCCUCAAUCAGGUCCACAAUUAAUUUUCAUUAUUAUGUCAAUUACUAAUUUAAUUGGUAUUUUAUUUGCUAGAUCUUUACAUUAUCAAUUUUUAAGUUGGUAUGCUUGGUCAUUACCAGGAUUAUUAUAUUUGAAUUUCCCAAUUUAUUUUGCCUUGCCAAUUUGGUUUGUUCAUGAAUGGUGUUGGAAUGUUUUCCCUAGUAAUUCAAUUAGUUCAAUUACAUUAGUUAGUAUUUUAUCAUUGAUUAUUGGUGCAACUUGGUGGAAUUUUGAUCAUUGGKUUCCCACCAUCAGUCAAUUUAUCAUCUACUUCUAA
Molecule: messenger RNA, 1560 nt
Organism: Candida albicans SC5314
Lineage: Eukaryota; Fungi; Ascomycota; Pichiomycetes; Serinales; Debaryomycetaceae
Product: dolichyl-P-Man:Man(5)GlcNAc(2)-PP-dolichol alpha-1,3-mannosyltransferase
Exons: 1
Coding region: 1-1560 (519 amino acids)
Cellular component (GO): endoplasmic reticulum
Molecular function (GO): dol-P-Man:Man(5)GlcNAc(2)-PP-Dol alpha-1,3-mannosyltransferase activity
Source: RefSeq, a predicted model, not a curated record